AGAGCGUAUAAAGCUGCAAGCUGGCUAAUGAGCUCGUUCUCUUGGAGCAAGCGGGGAAGCAGAGGAGUGGCAGGGGGUGCUGGGUUCCUAAGGUGCAAGGAUGCAGAACAGAAGUGGCCUCCUUCUCUGUGUUCUUGCCCUCCUGAUGGGUUUCCUGAUGGUCUGCCUGGGGGCCUUCUUCAUUUCCUGGAGCUCCAUAUUCAGCUGUCAGGAGAGCCUGAUUAUGGCCUAUUUGCUCCUGCCUCUGGGGUUUGUGAUCCUUCUGAGUGGAAUUUUCUGGAGCAACUACCGCCAGGUGACUGAAAGCAAAGAAGUGUUCAGGCAUGUGCUGGGACAACACCUGGCUCAUGGGGCCCUGCCCCUGGCCACCGUGGACAGGCCAGACUUUUACCCUCCAGCAUAUGAAGAGAGACUUGAGGGGGAAAAGCAGAGCUGUGCUUCAGAGAGAGAGGCCUCUGGCAUUCCUCCACCUCCGUAUACAGAGACGGGCCUGGAAUUCCAGGAUGGAAAUUACUCCUACUCAGAGGCCCCACCAUCUUACAGAGAGUCCAUAGCUGGCCUGGUGGUAACAGCAACUUCAGAGGAUGCCCAGAGACGAGACCAAGAGUGCUGAGGCAGAGGAAGCUCUCCAGCACUCCUGACACCUCCGCUGUGGGUAGCAGCUACUGAUAACAAAGGCAAACCAGGGACUGUGGGAGGAAAAGCCAUGUCAGGAACCCCUCAUGAGGGCUUACAGAGGACAUGACAGCCCUGAAUUACAGAUGUAAUUGGCCAUGCCAGGGGCCCUGGAAGGGUGUGGCCAACACCAAGCAGACAUUUCAGAGGAUUCACACUACUCCUAACCUCGGUAGGCCUUGGGCCCCCAAAGGUGUUACUCUGAGGGCUCUGCUUACAGAGAAUCUUUCUGCUCUCACUCAAUUUCCCUCCCAUCACCUCAGCUCCAGACAGGGAGGAAUUGAUGCUGGCUGUCAGGACAGCCACAUGCCUUCCUGUACUAUAUCACCUAAUAAUCUCAAAGGGAAGGUUUGUUGUUUACUUUAUUGAUUGUUCAGUCUUUCGUUUUGUUAGCUUGUUUCCUAGUUACCUCCAGCUGACUCCUGAGCGAGGCAGUACUUCACAUCCUGGGAGAUGCGCCCUUGGAACCCAUGAAUGUUAUUUUGUAUUAUUUUAUUUUCAUGAUGUGUUUUUUUUCUAUCAAAAAGGAAAAUGAAUGUAAUAUUUGCCUUCAAGAUGGUUCAAACACAAAAUGUUAAAUGAGUUGUUUUUUAAAA
Molecule: messenger RNA, 1271 nt
Organism: Sapajus apella (tufted capuchin)
Lineage: Eukaryota; Metazoa; Chordata; Mammalia; Primates; Cebidae
Gene: TMEM252
Product: transmembrane protein 252
Exons: 2
Coding region: 101-613 (170 amino acids)
Source: RefSeq, a predicted model, not a curated record